Messenger RNA from Geosmithia morbida, 1140 nucleotides. Its product is annotated as F-box domain protein. Lineage: Eukaryota; Fungi; Ascomycota; Sordariomycetes; Hypocreales; Bionectriaceae. The coding region runs from base 1 to 1140 and encodes 379 amino acids. The transcript has a single exon. The record is from RefSeq and is a predicted model, not a curated record.
AUGGACAGUCUUCCCCCCGAGAUCCUAGACCACAUCAUCUCAUGUCUCGACGACACCGACACGGCCACAGACAAGCUGUACGGUGAACCGGCUGACCUGCUGGACGCCUCACUGGCCACCGUGGACAUCAAGAACGCCUCUCUGGUCAACAGCACGUGGCGCAACGCCUGCCGGCGCCGGCUCUUCCAGCACAUCAGGUGGACCAUCCGGCCCGAGGAGUACGAAUACCAGCCGGCUGAAGGGUCAUAUCCGCCGCCGCUGGGCCACGACCUGCACCGCUUCCUCGACAGCAUCGCGACCACCUGGCCGGGUGGCGAGUCGGUCGUGGCCAAUGUGCGCAGCCUGCGCCUCGUUUCGGGCGAGGCAAAGGGCACCUUCUGCAUGAGACGCGACGCCACCGCCAACCUGUGGCCCUCCAUCUUCUCGCGCAUCAACCCGCGCCGCGUCACCGCCAUCGGCGACCCGGCUGCCCUGUCCAUCAUCCUCGGCCUGGGAUAUCUCGAGGGCAGCAGCGCCUGGAUGUUCGACCUCCCCAUCCAGCUCGUCCAGGUGACCAGGCGGAAUGCCGCCUCCACCGACCCGUCGACCAGCUACAGCUGCCGCGGCAUGCCUACCCUCUUCUCCGUCCGCCAGUGGGACAGUCUCCUGCUCAACGAGGGCUCCUUCAUCCCCACCUACGCCACCUACGACUACCACCACCACGUCCAGCCGUCCCUCCUCCACAUGCUCCCCGCAUCCGACGGCAUCGCCUUUGACGACUUCGCCUACGUCUCCGCCUUCCCCACCUCCCCGUACUUCACCGUCGUCUUCCUCCUGCACAUGCCCACCGCCAAGAACAUAUACAUCCAGAUCGUCCCCCGGGAGCUCGACUUCACCCGACGUCUCCCGCCCUCCACCCUCGGUCACCUCGACAUCAGGGACCCCUGGAUGGAGUGCAUCUCCGUCUGGUCCAGCGUGGGAGACAUCAUCUUCCGCGGCGCCGACCUGCGACCUCGCUGGAAGCAUGUCGACACCUUUGAAAUGGGCGCCACCGACCACAUCGAGAACAUAUGGAACGACGUCGAGCACCGUGCCGUCGCUCAGAAGCCAGGGGAGCUCAGGUGGGGCAUUGCCAGGCAGGGUCUUCUUGUCCGUCGGUGA